UUCCGUAAAAGCUUGAAAAGCUUUUCUGAUGUUUGGUUGCUUUUUCCAGGAUAAAAUGUUUUACAAAACACGGGAAAAGGAGAGCUUUUUUAGGGUGCGUUUGUUUACUAGGAAAAUAUUUUACGGAAAAUAUUUUCUUGGUUUUACAGUGUUUGGAAGCCAGAAAAUAUUUUCCAUUUGGAAAAUGAUUUCCAAGACACGGGUAAAUUGACCUUCAAUUUGGGGAAAAUGUCUUACCCUUUUGAAUUCGGUAAGACAUUUUCCGGAAAAAUAAGGCCUUCUUCUCCCUUUUCCCCUUCCCCUCCCCUUCCCCUUCUCCUUGGGUUGCAAAUCAGUGCCAUUGCCAGGUACCCUACCCUCGCCCUAAUUCCUCAAGAGCUGCGCUAUUUCGAAGAAUGACGACGAGAAAGUUUGGUCAAGGACCUUUUCCAGUUCUUCCUCCAUCCAGGUGGUUGAGGCAUUUAAGAUUUUGACUUCUGAUGAUAAAGUGAAAGCCAUUUUGGUGAAUAUAUUUGGGGGAAUAAUGAAAUGUGAUGUGAUUGCAAGUGGGAUCGUCAAUGCUGCCAAACAGGUGGCCCUAAAAGUUCCUGUGGUAGUCCGUCUUGAACGUACCAAUGUUGACCAAGGAAAGCGAAUUUUGAAGGUGGUUGAGGCAUUUAAGAUUUUGACUUCUGAUGAUAAAGUGAAAGCCAUUUUGGUGAAUAUAUUUGGGGGAAUAAUGAAAUGUGAUGUGAUUGCAAGUGGGAUCGUCAAUGCUGCCAAACAGGUGGCCCUAAAAGUUCCUGUGGUAGUCAGUCUUGAACGUACCAAUGUUGACCAAGGAAAGCGAAUUUUGAAGGAAAGUGGAAUGACACUAAUUACAGCAGAAGAUUUGGAUGAUGUUGCAAAGAAAGCAGUAAAGGCUGCCAGCAAAUGAGAAAUUUAAGAUACGAGUCCUUUGUUCUUAUUGUUUCUCAUCUUUCACAGCAUUGAUGAGUUUUUGCUUUAUUUUUCUUUUCAUUAAGGCCAUAGAAUCUUGUUAAUGAUAAAGCAGCAGGGGGUUACUGUCCUGCAAAAUUGAUAUAUUUGCCACAUUUGCUCCGGACAGUUGGCAUAUAAUUCAAAGUUGAUAUAACAUCAUUCUUUGAUUUGAGAAAAUAUAGUUUGGAAAUUUUAUGUUAAAUAUUGCAAGGGUUAUGUGCGUGGGCUGAUGGAAACGAUCACUUUUAAGUUACAACAGUAUUUUUCUUUUCAUCAGGCUCAGUUCCUCUGCCAGGCAAGCAAAUGGAGGUUGAAGGAAGAUGAAGCUAGAAAGUAUUUUCAGCAUCUUAUUAAUGCUGUGGAUUACUUCCAUAACAGGGGUGUUUACCAUCGAGACCUCAAGGAAACCAACAGCAAACCAACAGGCAGACCAGCAUCUAAGCUGAACCAGAGAAGAAGGAGCAUUUUGUUUAUUUUGUUCAUUUGUAACUUGAUUUAGUUCCUUUGUAAUUUAUGUUUAAUGUUAUAGCUGGUAUGUCAGCCACAUUUUGUGUGCAAUUCUAGCUAAGCUUUAGUAAUGUAUUAGUGGGAGCAGUUAUACAUUAGAGAACUGCCAUAUUUCAUUGUAACAUAAAUGCUUCUCAAGUUAAUGAAAAAGAUCUGAUUUUUGGAGAUCAAA
Messenger RNA from Gossypium arboreum, 1639 nucleotides. RefSeq names its product succinate--CoA ligase [ADP-forming] subunit beta, mitochondrial-like. Gene Ontology annotation, cellular component: succinate-CoA ligase complex; mitochondrion. The transcript has 7 exons. The coding region runs from base 524 to 916 and encodes 130 amino acids. Lineage: Eukaryota; Viridiplantae; Streptophyta; Magnoliopsida; Malvales; Malvaceae. The record is from RefSeq and is a predicted model, not a curated record. Gene Ontology annotation, molecular function: succinate-CoA ligase (ADP-forming) activity. Gene Ontology annotation, biological process: tricarboxylic acid cycle; succinyl-CoA metabolic process.